CAAAUGUUUAACCGUUUUAUCUGUCCAACUUUAAUUUUUUCUAAAAAUUUUGUCACCAAAAAUUCAAUAGAAUGUUUAAGAUCGAGAUUGUUUUAUCAAAGUAAAAAAAGAGGAAUUUUAGAAAAUGAUAUUCUUAUUGGAAAAUUUGCUGAAGAAAAUUUACCUAAAAUGAAUGAAAACGAUUUGGUUAAUUAUGAUGCUAUAAUUAAUGGAAAUUAUAUGGAAUGGGAUUUAUAUUAUUAUUUAACUGGCAGAAAAGAAGCUCCAAAUGAUUUAAUUUCAAAUCCAUUAUUUAAAAACAUGAAAGAAUAUAUUUUGUUAAAUAAUCGGAAAGAUUAUGAAAAAUAA
Messenger RNA from Meloidogyne enterolobii, 348 nucleotides. NCBI's taxonomy places the organism in Eukaryota, Metazoa, Nematoda, Chromadorea, Rhabditida, Meloidogynidae. The record is from the annotation of a GenBank genome assembly.